AACAAUACCACCAAAAAGAUAAAUCCAUCAUCUUACUCUCCCUUCACAUUCGUUCGACACUGACCAUUUUCACCCAUUGUGUUAUUUUCUUGUUAGACCGGCCGUGGAUUUCUUGUUCAUCUUUCAUCGUUUCUGUCCCUCUUUUUCUCCAUCAAGGAAUUUUAAUCAGCACGUUUGAUCUUAUAUUUCUAAGUCGGUCGUCUGUGGUCAAUGUAUAGGAAGUAGUCGGGGAUUCUUCGACUUGACUCUGUUAAUAUCACCUCGAAUUGUGUCGACAACAUACCUACAAGGUCCGAGCACGAAAUUAUAGACCUUCAUCAGGGACUCGGUCAGAACCUUUACGAGUUGUAACGACGAUAGCCGGAGACAGUGCUCCAGAUCGUUUGUUCAGUCCAGUGUCGUGCCUGUACACGUGGAAAGCAGUUGCGAAUGGGGAAGCAAGUGGAAAUAGGACAAGAAGACGAAUAGAGUUUUGCUCGCUACAGCAUGAAGUUGUCAUGGCUCGCCGUCCUCGGUACCACCCUCAUCCUCAGGGCGAACUUGGUCCUUUCACAGGAUGAUACCUCCAACCCAGAUGUUAAUCCAGGCACUGAUGUGGCCCCGGGCAUCCAGGUCGACCCGGGCUCUGAACUUGACCCGGGCGCUCAACCUGAUCCAGGUUCAGACUCAAGUUCAGGUUCCGACGGCAACCCUAAUGCUGCUCUCGUGCAAGGCACAGACCCGAACCCCGAGUAUACCGGUGGCGAACCAGUGCCAGAAGAAGGAAGCGAGUAUGAAAUCGCAGAUGCAGAGGAUGAUGGGUACAAUCUGAUUCCACAUAUUCCAGACGACUGCAGCGACAUCCGAAUAUUCAGUUUCCGGGGUUCGAAUGAGCCUUACCCCGGGCGUGGAGGAGCCAUGUUGGGCAUCAUGUGUUCGUACUUUGAACCGACAGGCUUGUCUUGCGACUACGAAGAUGUCGCUUACCCGGCCAACAUCUCAUACUCUGGCUAUUACUGUUCGUCGGCACACGUCGGCACUAUUGCCGCUGUAGAUCAGAUGACCGGAUAUGUGCAAAAGUGUCCAGAUUCGCGCUUGGUUUUGAUGGGCUAUUCCCAGGGUGCAAAUGUCGCUAGUGAUAUCUUGGGGGGUGGCGGUGGCACGCUGUUUGGGUGCCAGCAGCCCGAUAAUCCGCCGCUGCCUAGGGACACCAAACCCGGCUCAAAUGUUGCCGCCGUGGUGACCAUGGGCAAUCCUCGUAACACCGCAAAUCAGCCGUAUAAUAUUGGCCGUGGCUCGAAUUACACGGGCGAGUUAGGACGCAAGGGCCAACAACUAGACGAUCUCAACAAAUUCGACGACAUCAUGGCCAAUUGGUGCAAUCAUGGCGACCCCGUCUGUGCAGUUGGCAGUGAGCCUGUCAACAUUACCGCCCAUUGGAGCUACUAUGACGAAUACGCCCACGUCGCGUCGAAAUGGGUAGUGGCUACUGUACUGGGCUAUACGGACGAAAGACUCGACUUGGCUCUUGAUGGCCACAACGAGAGUGUUGUCCUGGUAAAUUCGAGCAACAGCUCUGGAAGUGGAAGUGGAAGUGGAAGUGGUAGCGGAGGAGAUGAAGAUGGGGCUUUCAGCUUCAGAGGUAACCCCGGAGGUGGGUUGAGUGUGCUAAUGCUCGUUGCAUUUGUUACGGCUGGCUUAAGUUCCAUGUUCUGAAGAUGUUUCGGAGCUGAAAGUUGGUCGCUGUUUUCUUUGAGUUUUAGCGAAGCAUAUGGACGGAUAUAAAAGAGCGGGACUAUUUUGGGAUUUUCGAUGGGCAACAUGGUCUUAAAUAGAGGAAAGGACGAGCAUUGGAACUCUGGAGAACUCCGGAAUAUCUAUAUCAAUGCGGUUUCAAUAGACGAUCUAUGUUC
Molecule: messenger RNA, 1892 nt
Organism: Exophiala oligosperma
Lineage: Eukaryota; Fungi; Ascomycota; Eurotiomycetes; Chaetothyriales; Herpotrichiellaceae
Exons: 2
Coding region: 487-1695 (402 amino acids)
Molecular function (GO): hydrolase activity
Source: RefSeq, a predicted model, not a curated record